Messenger RNA from Diabrotica balteata, 540 nucleotides. Lineage: Eukaryota; Metazoa; Arthropoda; Insecta; Coleoptera; Chrysomelidae. The record is from the annotation of a GenBank genome assembly.
AUGGGAUUGUUAUUUGCGAAAUUGUGGAAUCUUUUCGGCAACGAAGAACACAAGAUAGUAAUUGUUGGUUUAGAUAAUGCUGGAAAAACUACAAUAUUAUAUCAGUUUCUAAUGAAUGAAGUUGUUCACACUAGCCCUACAAUAGGUUCUAAUGUUGAGGAAGUUGUAUGGAGGAACAUACACUUUAUUAUGUGGGAUUUGGGAGGACAGCAAUCUUUAAGGGCAGCUUGGAGUACUUAUUAUACAAAUACUGAGUUCGUUAUAGUAGUAGUCGAUUCAACAGACAAAGAACGAUUGUCUGUAAUAAGAGAAGAAUUGUACAAAAUGUUAGCUAAUGAAGAAUUAUCAAAAGCAGGUGUUUUAGUCUAUGCCAAUAAACAGGAUGUUAAAGGUUCAAUGUCAGCGUCGGAGAUUUCGAAAGAAUUAGAUUUGACCUCCAUUAAGCAACAACAAUGGCAUAUACAGUCGUGUUGUGCUUUAACCGGAGCAGGGUUAUACCCAGGCUUAGAAUGGAUAGUAAGCAGACUGAAAAAGAAAUGA